Molecule: messenger RNA, 420 nt
Organism: Colletotrichum destructivum
Lineage: Eukaryota; Fungi; Ascomycota; Sordariomycetes; Glomerellales; Glomerellaceae
Exons: 2
Coding region: 1-420 (139 amino acids)
Source: RefSeq, a predicted model, not a curated record
AUGGGCCGCCUUGAUCUUAUCUUUCUCCCCGAAACCGGUGCUUUCGUCGAUUUCCUUUCCGUCUUAUUUGCACCGCUUCGGAUGGAGUCAAGAAAGUGUUUUUGGUGCACAGAAGCAUCGUCUUCACUCAAUUCAGAAGGCAUUGAAUGCGCGCAUGUCAAAUUCGACUUCCUCUAUUCCGGCGAGUAUGAAGCCGAACUGCAGGCGACGGCGGGAGAGCUGGGCCAGGGUGAGAACGAUAUUGACGACGCUCCCCACCCGCUUUUAUGUUCCACGAGAGCCUCGAAGCUGGCUCAUGGGAUGGAGCGCUUCGACAUGUACGGAGAAGCAGCGGCGGCGUUGUGUUGCUUGGCAGAGCACUUCACACGCCGCGUUGAAUUUCCAAACAUGGCUGAAGAGCUCUACAACACGUGCGGCUAG